Cavenderia fasciculata is the source of this 1632-nucleotide messenger RNA. RefSeq lists its product as uncharacterized. The coding region runs from base 1 to 1632 and encodes 543 amino acids. The transcript has a single exon. NCBI's taxonomy places the organism in Eukaryota, Evosea, Eumycetozoa, Acytosteliales, Cavenderiaceae. The record is from RefSeq and is a predicted model, not a curated record.
AUGAAUGCAAAACUAAAUGAAGAUGGUUGUGCAGUAGUACAACUAUCCGAAUACAUUCAAUCAAUGAUCAUUGAAAAGUUGAUUCACUGUGACGAUAAUACACUCACAUCUUCUUCUUCUUCUUUAAAAGAAGGGUUCGAGUAUAUAUCAAUUGACGAUCUAGCACAUCUAAUGAUCACCAAAACACCGAUUGAGGAAGAUAUCAAGUUUAUGGAGCACUAUCAACUAGCAGACAUUGCAUUAGUAUCGAAAUGGUGGAUGAAAGUAACUCGUCAAAGAGCAACAUGUAUAACUGUACAAGGUGAAAUACUAGAAUCAUCAUUCUUUUCAGAUAAUAAUGUAGAGCGUCUCAAAUGGGCUAUUUAUAAUGAUGACUACCAUUAUGAUUAUUCAAGAUUACCUCUUUUACUACCACACCUACAAUCAAUCUAUAUUAUUGGAGACAACUUGAAUAGAAAAUCUAUUCAAGAAAUUGUCCAAGUCAUCAACUUGUUUCCACAUAUUCAAACUGACCUAGAUCUAUCUAUUGAUAAUCCAGACGAUAAAUUCGAAUUAGAAUGGCCUGAUAAUAUACACUUUUAUGGAAUUGAACCAAACGUGAUGGUAACACACUCAAACAAUGAAAAAUACUUUGAUUUUAGUCUUUGUGCAGAUGGUCGAUCGGUUCCAGACACGUUUCAUCAAAUGUUGGAAGACCUAAAACCAAGCGUUGUCAAUCUUGAUAUGGAUCAUGGUGAUCAAGAUGGAGUUUAUCAUUCAGACCAUCCCAUUUUAUUCCCUCAUCUCUUGUCAACUCUUCAUCUCAACAUUCAAUAUGACUAUGUCGAACUGGAAUAUUUAAAAACCUAUGUCACCAAUCCAUUCAAAUUUGAGUCUCUCAAAGUUGGUAUUAUCACUUGUCCAAUGGAAGAGGCAUUUGCACAACAACAAAAACAACAAAAACAAAAACAAGAUGAUUUUAAAUAUUUGGGAUGUCAACCAUGCAUCAAUCAAGGUGAAUCAGAGUAUGGUGAUAUUUUACAAGAUUGGGAUGACUUUUGUACCAAUCUAACCACCAAUACAACUUUGAAAAAUCUUUGGUUGGACAAUCCACAUGGACCAAUGUCUGAAAGAGUAUGGGGGAUGCGAUCAACCAUUAAACAACGAUCGGUUUCAUUGGAAAGAUUGGCAUCUACAUUUUCCCCAAUUUGGAGUGCCAAUAGUACUAUUCAAGUUUUAGGCUUAUCAAAUAUGGCAAAUAUCAUAUCCCCUUUGUUUUUCUCUGCCCUAUGUCAUAAUCAAAGUAUUACAACACUAAUUUUAGCCAAUGGUACAUUGGAUGAAGAAUACAUGCCAUCAUUUUGUCAACUAUUAAAGACCAACAAAACAAUCUUAGCACUAGACAUCAGUGGUAACCGAUUUAAAAAAAGUGAACAGUUUAUGAUGGCAUUCCAAGAGAACGAAUCAAUCCAAGUAUUAAAUAUCGCUGGUACAUUCAAAGAUUUGAACAGAUAUUUAUUUGAUUCGGUGUGGUUAAGAGAUACUGUUCUACGAUAUCUAGUCAUUGAUAAAAAAUUGGCAUUGCAUUUUGAUCAACAUAAAUAUUUUAGUCAAUCAGAAUCAUUGAUUAAAUGUUUUGUUACAAUUGAUUAA